CUUAUACACUAGAGUGUUUGAAGAAAUAAAGGCUAAGUCAAGGCUCCAUAUUGCAAAUUGCAUGUCUAAGUCACUCUCGACAGAUGACUCCCACCAUUCGGAGGAUCCGCCUCUCAAGAUCACGUAGAAUUGAGUGGUGAAAUCACGAAUAUCGGUGUAUAAUUCAAGUUCUUUACGGGUCACGCAAAGCCUUCAGGUCACGGAUCACGAAGAAUAAUCUCCUAAAUUCACGUUUCACGGAAAAUAAAAUCAGCUAAUCACGCAUCACGAGAAUAUCCCUGUAAGCAAAGUAUUGUUGCUUUUUGUGCAUUUUUAGCAUCCAAUCUCUCCUCCACCGAAAAUUGAACAAGACUGGAGACGAGUAUUUAGCCUCGUUUUGAAGUCAUUCUUCAAGGCAUUCUUUUCCAAAGAAACCCGGAAGUUAAUGUCUUCGCAAUCUAGCUCAUUCUCGGAAAGCUUAACGUUUGGGUCUUUUUAUUUGCCCAUCCACCUAAAAGCCAAGUUGAGGUUUUUUUGCCAGUAUGCAAGACGAAAACCAAGCUGUUCAGGAACUCGAACAAGAGUUUUCAAAGCCAUGGGAACAGAGUGAUGUAGUCCUGCUUGUUGAAGGACAACAGUUCCAUGUUCAUCGUGUAAUCCUAGCGAUGAGUUCUCCUGUUUUCUCCCGAAUGUUCUCUUCCGAUUUCAAAGAGAAAGAGGCAGACGAGAUUCCUUUACCCGAGAAGAAGGCUGCCGAGAUAAGAGAGAUGUUGAUGGUCAUCUAUCCAAGAUUUUGUAAACCUGUGAACGCCACCAACUUGUAUUUCUUGCUGCCUCUUGCCCGGGAAUACCAGAUAACCGUGCUUUCACAGAAGUGUGAAGAUUAUCUGCUGCGAGUUGCGGAAAAGGAGCAUGAAAUCGGUCCACUUUUUGAGACCUUAAUUGUCGCUCAGAAUUACACCUUGGAAAGAGCGAUAGCUGAGUGCGUUAACAAAACGCAAAAACUUUCCAUCGAGGAGUUACAGGGUCAUGAGUUAUACGAACAAGUCGAGCCUCUUUCUCAGCGAAAGAUGAUUGAAUUACAAAUGGAUAACAUGGAGAAAAAGCUAUGCGACGCCAAAGCUGAGUUACUAGAGUCCAAAGCUGAGAUUUCAAAGUUGCAAGCCAAAAUCAAAGAAAUAAAAGCUUCCGCCUCCCUAGGAUUGGAAUCCUUUGAGUUAGUUGUUGCCAUUCUUGGACGCCACGUUCGUAAGGCAAAGCAAAUUAAUGAGUCUGUUUUUAACUUCCAAUUUACCACAGAGCAAAAUUUGGCAACAGUUUGUCACGACAGCUCAAAUGUCCCUGCCCGUGCAUGUUUAAAUUUGUCUCCAACAUACAAACCUCUAAAACAGCUUCAAGAUAAGCUACAAGCAAUAAGGGAUUCCAGUUAGGUGACUGAUGCUCAUUUUUUGCAGUGCGAUAUAUCAUUUAAUUUUGGAGAUUUUAUUUUAAAAGGAUUAAGCCUGGUUCACACUAGCGACAUAACGACAUCGUCAUGAAUGACAUAAAAAGGAUGUACAUUAUAUUUGUAGUGUGAACUUGUAGACAUAAUGACAUAUUAGCAACAUAACAGCAUGAACAUAAUGACAUAAAGAUAAAACUGAUCUUUUCCUUAUGUUAUUAUGUCAAUGUUGUUAUGUCGUGAUGUCGUUAUGUCGCUAGUGUGAACCAGGCUUAACACUAUACAGCUCUUUCAAAAAAACUUUGCAUGCAGCAUCAAGCCUAAAGCCUGGUUCACACUAGCAACAUGACUACCUAACGACAUCGUCACAAACGACAUAAAAAGGACGUUAUCUCAACAUAAAAAAGAUGUUAUGUGAACAUGUAGACAUAAUGACAUAUUAGCAACAUAACAGCAUGAACAUGACGUAAAGAUAAAACUGAUCUUUUCCUUAUGUCAAUGUCGCUAUGUCGUUGUGUUGUGUGAACCAGGCUUUAAAUUUUAGGGGCCCUGACAUAUUCACUAGUUCCCCACUUUGUGUUAACUAGACUUUUAGGUCAGAAUCCAUCCCCUCUUCCUCAACACAAACAGGUGAAUGUGUUACGGCCCCUUACUUGAGUGUUGCUAGUUUUCAUGUGACAUCAUAUUUUUCCAAAAUUGAAAAUUACUAUUCCCA
Orbicella faveolata is the source of this 2135-nucleotide messenger RNA. Its product is annotated as kelch-like protein 30. NCBI's taxonomy places the organism in Eukaryota, Metazoa, Cnidaria, Anthozoa, Scleractinia, Merulinidae. The record is from RefSeq and is a predicted model, not a curated record.